GCAAUCAUUGUUGUCUAGAUAUACGACACAAGACCAAUUUGUACAAAUUUUUUGACUGUAUAAAAUUCGUACAAAUCGUUUGCAGAAGAAUAUCAGCUUAAGUUUGCGCCAUCACAUAUUUGUUAUUAUGGCCAAUUCUAAUAAUAUCGACGAACAAGAAUACUGGAUUGAAUUUAUAGAGUUGUACAAAUCGAAACCAGUGCUUUGGAAAUAUGGCAGUGAAAUAUAUAAAGAUCGGAAAGGUAAGAAACGUGCAUAUGUGGAUUUGGUGGAGAAAUUGCGUGAAGUCGAACCAAACGCUGAUGUUGAUAUGGUGAAGAAGAAAAUCAACAGUUUUCGUUCAUGCUAUAGGCGCAAAAUGUUUAACGCACAGGAACAAAUUAAACUUGGCUUACAACCGGAGAUUAAAUGGGUGUAUUACAAACAUUUAAAUUUUUUACGCGAAAUCAACAAUCCAUUAAAUGAGGAUCAGAGUUGGAGACACAGCGAUGAUACCACGUUUACUAAUGUGGAAAACUUGGAGGAAAAUGAUGACGAUGCGCAUCAACAAGUUGUGGAAUAUAUGGCGGAUAAAAGCGAAGGAAACCAUAGAUUAACGUAUUCUACAAGUCCACCAAUAUCGCUAAACGAUUCAAUAGAAGAAACAUCUGAUCAAGCGAAUCGUAGCAAUAACAAAAACAGUUUAAAAGUAAUGCUAAAUGCUAAGAAAUACCAUAAAUUUUGGAUAGAAUUUAUUAAGCUAUAUAGCACAAAACCAGAGUUGUGGAAAGUUAAUAGCGAAAUAUAUAAAGAUCGUGAGGCGAAGAAGUAUGCUUACAUGGUGCUAACUGAAAAAUUGCGUGAAGUUCAACCUGAUGCUACAGCUGAAUUGGUGCGAAAGAAGAUCAACGUAUUUCGUACGUCUUAUAGAAAGGCACAAAAUAAAAUGAAAAGAGCGAUAAGUCUGGGCAGAAAACCAGUGAAUAAUUGGGUAUAUUUCGAUCAUUUUGCCUUUCUACACGAAUCUAAAGAUCCCUUAGUGGAAGAUGACACUUGGAAUGAAGUAGAAGAAGAUAAUGAUUGCAGCAUGAUUGAUAUUACCGAUAAUAGUGUAGAACACAUAGAUUACGAUCCUAUCGUUGAAGAAAUGGAUGCAGUUGUGGAAUUUAGUCCAACUAAAAACUCAACAAAGAUUGAACACGACUCACAACCAUCCAGUGAUGAAAAUAUAACUGUCUCGCAUACUGAAUUAAACAAUCUUAAUCAAGAGAGUGAGACCAAACCAAAAUUCUGGAUAGAAUUCAUUAAGCUAUACAGAUCAAAGCCGGAACUAUGGAAAUAUGGCAGUGCAAUUUAUAAAGACAGCAAAUCCAAGAGGUCUGCUUAUUUGGAAUUGGUGAAAAAACUGCGUGAGAUUUAUCCAAAUGCAGACGUUGGUAUGGUGAAAAGAAAACUCAACAGUUUUCGAUCAAUCUAUAGAAAUAUAUUGAGUAAAAUGAGCAGAGGAGAAAGACUGAACGGAAAACCAGCUGGUCCUCAAUGGAUAUAUUUCAAUCAUCUCUCAUUUUUAAGCGCACAAAAUGAGCCGCUAGACGAGGACGACGAUUGGAAUGAUAAUGAGGAUAAAGAAUACAGGCAAGUUGAUAAUCUGUCUGAGAAUAAUUUGCAAGAUGAUUUUGUGACUGCUGACGAAAAUGAUUUAGUUGUGCAGUUUCUGACAACUAAAGAGAGUACGAAACGCCAAUAUACGCCUUCAACUAGUCACAACGAAAGUGCGCACAAUGAGGGGACAGACAGCUCAUUUAAGAAAUUUAAACAGAACAACGACGAAGCUGACAUUUUAGGCAUAAGUUGGGCAUAUCAAUAUCGUAGUUUAAGUGAAACGCAGAAAAUUUUUGCCAAAAAGGCGAUUGAUGAUGUCUUAUUUGAAGCACGCUUAGAGACAUUACAACGCAAUUCGGUAAAGAUCAAUGAGCGCCAGUGCGAACGUUGUAAACACGCGUAAUUAGAACUUUUUUAUAUAAGAAAAUUCAUAUACUUUGCAUUUUCUUUUAAUUUUUUGAUUGCAAUCUUGCUCAUAAUGAGCCAAUCAUUUACUUUUACUCUUUUACUCAUACUGUUUUGUUAAUGUUGAAGCAAAUAAUUUGUGAAGACAAAAUAUAACGUAAUAGCGUGCUGCUGUUAAAAAUAGUAAGGACAAGCGCAAUUCUAAUUAAAAUUCGUAAUUUUAUUUUCAAAUGAAAUAAUGGAAGCACGUUUGGUUUUGUUUAUUCCAUAUUAAGUAUUUUUGCAAUUCAAGUUUUUUUCUUUUUAUUUUUCAAUGUAUAACAAAAGUAAGAGCCAUAUUUUUCAUAUAUGUGCUGUACAAUAAUUUAUAAAAGUGUGAACAUUUCAACUGUUUGUAUUUUCUUCGCACUGGUAACGGUGAUUUGAAGUUGUUUUGAAGUUAAUGGUUUUAAAGUUAAGCAUUAAAAUAAUAGUAAUUAGAAUAAAGGCACAUUAACAGUGAUUUAAAAAAGAAAACAAAA
Molecule: messenger RNA, 2507 nt
Organism: Zeugodacus cucurbitae (melon fly)
Lineage: Eukaryota; Metazoa; Arthropoda; Insecta; Diptera; Tephritidae
Exons: 4
Coding region: 128-1984 (618 amino acids)
Source: RefSeq, a predicted model, not a curated record